GUGAAUAGAACAAGCCUUAUUUUAAGUUAAUCGAAAAGUUUACUUAUUUUGAGGUAACCACACAAAGAUUUAUUUUUAUUGACAAAUCUUUCCUAAGAUCUUAACAUUCAAGCCCAAAAAAAACAAACGACGAAAUGUUAAUCCUAAAUUUUAUCAACAAAUCGAAAUGUCGCCUCAGCACAAAACUAGUUAAUUUCAAUUACCAAUAUGAGCUUUCGGAAGAUUUUGCUAUAAAAAAAAAAAAAAAAACAUAAAAUAAAAAAUAUUUGUAAGGAAAUGGGAAGCACGGCCACCGGCUAACGGUCCAACUCUAACAGCUUUGACAAAAAACCGCCAAAAAAAAGUUGCGUGUCAUGACUCAUUAAUCUGCUUUUCUAGAAUCCCGACAGUCGAAAAUACCACACCAUUUUCUAUUUUCCACUGUUUUGUUUUCCUUCUUCUAACAUUUUCUAUUAAUUCGUCAAAUCACGAGCCUCAGCUUUCCUCUUCCUCUAUUUCUGGACUUGUCUUAAUUAAUUAAUCUAAUGUGGGUCCCACUUUCCAAAUUCUCUGUUUCUUCCCUCCUUUAAAAGUCAACAUCUUUUCUUCUUACAUUUGCUCCCACCCUUAAAAUCAUUGGAUAGAAAUAUAAAUAAUGGCUCCUGCUGUUACAGUUGAUGUUGAAUAUGCAAUGAAACUAAGGGAAGAUUCUAGUGUUGUAAAAAACAGGGGAAAUAAUAUGAAGAAACAGAGGAAAUCAAUGUCUUUGCCUAGAUUUGGUUGUUUGAGAUUGGAUGAUGAAUCUAAAACUGUUGAUAGGAAGAAUCAGAAUGAUGGAAGUAUUGAUAUGUUUUCUACUGCUGGUGUUGUUGAUGAUUUUGAUCGUGAUCGUCGUCUUCCUACUCAUUUAAUCGUUAUGGUUAAUGGUAUUAUUGGCAGUGCAGAGGAUUGGAGAUAUGCUGCAAAGCAAUUUCUGAGGGCUUACCCUGAAGAAGUUAUAGUUCACUGCAGUGAAAGAAAUACUUCAACCUUAACAUUUGAUGGAAUUGAUGUGAUGGGUGAACGACUAGCAGAUGAGGUGAUAACAGUCAUACAUCGCUAUCCACAUCUACGCAAAAUUUCAUUCAUAGGUCAUUCUUUAGGUGGUAUGAUUGCAAGAUAUGCAAUUGCCCUGCUUUAUGGGGAUAACUAUUUGAAUAGACUAUUAAAAGUAAAUGUAGAAACUACUGGAAGCAAUGGGUGUGAAAAAUUAAUGCAACAACAAGAUUAUAUUGGUAAGAUUGCUGGUCUGGAGCCUGUAAAUUUUAUAACAUUUGCAACGCCGCAUCUUGGUUCAAGGGGACACAAUCAGGUUCCAAUGUUUUUUGGCUUCCACACAUUAGAAUUAAUAGCGCGCCAAACAUCAUGGUUUCUUGGAAGAACAGGAAGGCAUCUGUUUUUGACCGACAAAGAUAAGGAAAAACCCCCUCUUCUUCUUAGGAUGGCAAAUGAUUGUGAGGGUCUUCCAUUCAUAUCUGCAUUAAAAUCUUUCAAUCGCCGUGUUGCCUAUGCAAAUAUGCGCUUUGACAAGCUUGUUGGAUGGUGCACAUCUUCAAUCCGGCUUGAAAAUGAACUCCCGAAGAGGCGACAUAUACUGAGAAAUGACAAGUAUCGGCACAUAGCAAAUGUGGAGACAGGAGUAGUUUCUUACAAUCAACGAGCCUCUACUAUGGAGUCCAUAUUGAAUGGGUGGAAAAGAUUAAGAACUCGAGAAAUGAUGGAAGAAAUGAUCAAGGGACUAACCGCAGUUAGCUGGGAAAGAGUUGAUGUAAAAUUUGGUGGUGGUAAACAUCGAUUCGUUGCUCAUAAUUCCAUUCAGGUGCAACAUUAUUGGAUGCAUUCAUCUGGAGCUGAUGUUAUAAAACACAUGAUUGACAAUUUUGUCCUGUAGAUGUAGAAAUUAUAGUUAGCCUAAUCCAAAAACUUUGAAAAAAAAAGGUGUAGAUUCAAAAUGUAUAUAGAGAUAACAGUACAAAUUUGGGGUCUCAUUAUUGUGAAUUAUAUUUUGGUCUCUGCCUAUGUGUACAUACUUCAUAUCUAUGAACAAUUAAGUAUAUGAACAAUUUUAAAAACCAAUAAAGUUGGAAAACAAACAAAAUUAA
Chenopodium quinoa (quinoa) is the source of this 2120-nucleotide messenger RNA. RefSeq names its product putative lipase C4A8.10. Bases 635 to 1909 code for a protein of 424 amino acids. The transcript has 10 exons. Lineage: Eukaryota; Viridiplantae; Streptophyta; Magnoliopsida; Caryophyllales; Amaranthaceae. The record is from RefSeq and is a predicted model, not a curated record.